Aedes aegypti (yellow fever mosquito) is the source of this 608-nucleotide messenger RNA. RefSeq lists its product as uncharacterized. The record is from RefSeq and is a predicted model, not a curated record. Bases 16 to 492 code for a protein of 158 amino acids. The transcript has 2 exons. NCBI's taxonomy places the organism in Eukaryota, Metazoa, Arthropoda, Insecta, Diptera, Culicidae. Gene Ontology annotation, molecular function: odorant binding.
UAAAUCGUUGUCAUCAUGUGGGCAGAAGCAAUAUUAAUAUUUUCAGUUUUUGUAGCAUCAAUAAAGGUGAAAUGGAUAUACCAGUCGUGUGCCGAUGAAAAGAUAAAUCCCGGCAACGAAUACAAAGAGUACAUCCUGUGCAAGGCUUCUGCAUUCUUAGUGGAGCGCCCUGGAGAUUCAACUUACCCAGACAUGGAGGAAUUCAUGGACUGUACCUUCAUCAAGGCGGGUUGGAUGGACAAAACCAGACAUGCGUUGAACGUGUUGAAAAUUGCUAAUGAUUUGAAAACUAGUGGAUAUCCAGACAGACAAAACCAAAUUGAAGAACAAAUAAAAUUGUGUAAGAAUAUAUAUGAUCCACCGCUCAAUGCAAUGAAUUAUUUGGAUUGCAUUGCCCUUGGACGGAACUCAACAAAGGAAAUAAUAGCUUUCAUACGGAAAAGGGAACCUGAUUUUUUCAACGUAUUCCAUUGCAAAGGUAUAACUUUAUAAAUUAAGAGUAAUAAUGCAUUUAACAGUAUGAUUCACAGUAAAUUUGAUUAGUUACCGGUAUUAUGUAUUUCAACAAAUAAACUGUGCUGCAAAUAAAAAAACAUUGUAGAACAUUU